GUGCGUUUUAUGGAACAGCACGUUACAUCUGACUGUCCACGUAGGCCGGUCGUUUGUCAGUUCUGCCAAGAGAAGUCUGAAAUGCACGAUCUACUCGCGCAUAUGGAGACCUGCAAACGCUUUCUCAUUCCCUGUCCCAAUGAAUGCAAAGUGAAGGAGUUGCCUAGGGAGGAGUUGACUUUCCACUUGGAAAAUCAAUGUCCACUGCAGGUGAACAGUUGUCCCUUCACGGAGCAGGGAUGCAACUUUCGAGGUAGGAAAAAAGAGAUUCGGGCUCAUCUUCAAGAGGAAAUUAUACUGCAUGUCCUACUACUGAGAGAUGCUGUUCAGGGUUUCCGCAAUUUGCUCGAUAUACAGGUUCAAGCAAUUCGUGAGAGCCAAGCAACGUUUAAGAAACUUCAAAUGAAGCUUCAACGAUGCGAGACCUUCUUCGAGACAUCUUUUAUUUGGAGAAUUGAUGGCUAUGGAAAGAAAGUUGAGGAAGCACAACAGGGCCGAAAGGCAACAUUGUUCUCCAGCCCAUUUUAUAGCCAUCGUAAUGGAUACCGAGUAUGCCUGUCAAUUUGUCCGAAUGGAGAACAACGAGUUAGAGGAAAGUAUCUCUCGGUAUUUAUCUGUAUAUGUCGUGGAGAAUAUGAUGCCUUACUGAGUUGGCCAUUUUCGUUGCCAAUAACUUUGAAACUCCUCGAUCAGAAUAUUAAUCCUGAUCUACGUCAAGAUCAUCAAGUAACAAUUCGACCGAAUCCAAUCCCGAGUAAUAAUGCUUACCUGAAGCGACCUUCUAGCGAGCGCAAUCAAUGCUUUGGAUCACCGAGGUUUCUCGAGUUAGAACAACUCCAUCUGCGCGAUUAUGUCGUCGAUAAUACCAUCUUCAUCAAGGUUAUCUUUGAUAUUAGCGUAUAG
This is a messenger RNA of Rodentolepis nana, 903 nucleotides long. Lineage: Eukaryota; Metazoa; Platyhelminthes; Cestoda; Cyclophyllidea; Hymenolepididae. The record is from the annotation of a GenBank genome assembly.